Gongylonema pulchrum is the source of this 358-nucleotide messenger RNA. Lineage: Eukaryota; Metazoa; Nematoda; Chromadorea; Rhabditida; Gongylonematidae. The record is from the annotation of a GenBank genome assembly.
CAGUUCGUCAGCACCAAAACCAUCGGUUCAGCAUCCACAGCAACAGCAGCGAUGGUUACCAGUAGCUGAAUCCGACAUGGAUGACUUCUCACUAACACUGCCACCUCUGCCGGGAUCAUUCUUGUCGACAACAGGCCCCCACACGCAGCAACUCUUGAACCAGCUUUAUCUGCCCAUUUUCUGUGAAGAAGGCCCAGGAUCGGUUAUGCAAAAUCAGCGAAAAACGGGUGUAGUGCGACCAAAUACCGCGCAACCAGCGCCACAAAUACCAGACUGCGAAAGCCUUGCCUCAUUGCCUUUCGCUGUUUUGGAGAAAUUAUUCGACAAAUUUUCGCCUGAUAUGGCAGAAGGAAAGUGA